Tachyglossus aculeatus (Australian echidna) is the source of this 1874-nucleotide messenger RNA. It is a transcript of the gene CCT4, whose product is annotated as chaperonin containing TCP1 subunit 4. The record is from RefSeq and is a predicted model, not a curated record. Gene Ontology annotation, molecular function: ATP-dependent protein folding chaperone; ATP binding; ATP hydrolysis activity. Bases 93 to 1694 code for a protein of 533 amino acids. NCBI's taxonomy places the organism in Eukaryota, Metazoa, Chordata, Mammalia, Monotremata, Tachyglossidae. The transcript is spliced from 14 exons. Gene Ontology annotation, biological process: protein folding. Gene Ontology annotation, cellular component: chaperonin-containing T-complex.
CCGCCAUCGUCGUCCAUCCGUUUCCAUCCGUCUCCAUCCGCCGCCAUCCUCCGCCAUCCGCCGCCCCCGAGCCCAUCCGAGGCCAGGCCGAGAUGCCGGAGACCGUGUCCCCCCGGGGCGGCCCGGCCGGGGCCAAAGGGGCCUACCAGGACCGCGAUAAACCCGCCCAGAUCCGCUUCAGCAACAUCUCGGCCGCCAAAGCGGUUGCUGAUGCUAUUAGAACAAGCCUCGGACCAAAAGGAAUGGAUAAAAUGAUUCAAGAUGGAAAAGGAGAUGUGACCAUUACUAAUGAUGGAGCCACUAUUCUAAAACAAAUGCAAGUUUUGCACCCAGCAGCCAGAAUGCUGGUGGAGCUGUCCAAAGCCCAAGAUAUUGAAGCGGGUGAUGGCACUACAUCUGUUGUAAUUAUUGCUGGGUCUCUGCUGGACUCCUGUACCAAACUUCUUCAAAAGGGGAUACACCCAACCAUCAUUUCAGAGUCAUUCCAGAAGGCUGUGGAUAAGGGUGUUGAAAUCUUAACUAAAAUGGCCCAACCUGUGGAACUGAGUGAUAGAGAGACUUUGUUGAACAGUGCGACCACUUCCCUGAACUCAAAGGUUGUAUCUCAGUACUCAAGCCUGCUUUCUCCAAUGAGCGUAGAUGCAGUGAUGAAGGUGAUCGACCCAACCACCGCCACGAGUGUAGAUCUUCGAGACAUUAAGAUAGUUAAAAAGCUGGGAGGUACUAUUGAUGAUUGCGAAUUGGUAGAAGGCUUGGUCCUCACGCAGAAGGUGGCAAAUACUGGUGUGACCAGAGUCGAAAAAGCCAAGAUUGGCCUUAUUCAGUUUUGCUUGUCUGCUCCCAAAACAGAUAUGGAAAACCAAAUUGUUGUUUCUGACUAUGCUCAGAUGGACAGAGUUUUGCGUGAAGAGAGAGCCUACAUCCUAAACCUGGUGAAGCAAAUUAAGAAAACUGGAUGUAACGUGCUUCUAAUACAGAAGUCUAUUCUCAGAGAUGCUCUUAGUGAUCUGGCUUUGCAUUUUCUGAACAAAAUGAAGAUAAUGGUGGUCAAAGAUAUUGAAAGAGAAGACAUUGAAUUUACUUGUAAGACCAUUGGAACCAAACCAGUUGCUCACAUUGACCAGUUCACUGCUGAAAUGCUGGGCUCUGCAGAGGUAGCAGAGGAAGUCAAUUUAAAUGGCUCAGGCAAGCUGCUUAAGAUUACAGGCUGUGCAAGUCCUGGGAAAACAGUUACAAUUGUGGUUCGUGGCUCUAACAAAUUGGUGAUUGAAGAAGCUGAGCGUUCGAUUCACGACGCUCUGUGUGUCAUUCGCUGUCUAGUGAAAAAGAGAGCUCUGAUUGCAGGAGGCGGUGCUCCAGAGAUAGAGCUGGCCUUGCGUUUAACCGAAUACUCCCGCGCUUUGAGUGGCAUGGAGUCCUACUGUGUACGUGCUUUUGCAGAUGCCAUGGAAGUCAUUCCCUCUACGCUGGCUGAAAAUGCGGGCCUUAAUCCCAUUUCCACUGUCACAGAACUACGAAACAGACAUGCGCAAGGAGAGAAAACCGCCGGCAUCAACGUUCGAAAGGGUGGAAUUUCCAACAUUUUGGAGGAGUUGGUGGUCCAGCCCUUGUUGGUGUCGGUCAGUGCUCUGACCUUGGCUACCGAAACGGUCCGCAGUAUCCUCAAGAUCGACGAUGUGGUGAACACUCGAUAAACUAGCCAGUGAUACGGAGGUGAUUUAAAGAAUAUACAGCUAUAGUGGCAGUGUCGCUGUGGUGUUUUUUGUCAUUGUUCUGAAGACUCUGUUUCUUUGCCGAAUCCCUGUGCUGGGCUUCCAGUUGGCACCCACUUGAAAACUGUCAACACAAAUAAAAAUUUUUUGUUUCGAAAAGCA